AUGACUUCGGCUUCCACCAAAGUCGGCGAAAUCUUCUCCGCGGCCGGCGCCGCCUUCAGUCGCCUCGGAGAGCUCACCAUGCAGCUUCACCCUGUGGCCGAGGUCACCCCCGCCAGCGCUCACGCCAAGAGUCCGGUGAAGCGCAAGCACGAAGACGACGGCGGGUCGAAGGGCGUCCCGCACAAGCCCCCGGCGACUAAGAAAAGCGCCGCCCGGCCCGCGGCCGUCGUCGUCGUCGCCGCCGCGCAGCCGCCGGCCAAAAAGCGCAAGGCCGCAGACGUCACCCUGAGCGCCCUCAACGACUCCGACGUCAACAGCGACCUGGUGGACAUGGAGGGACUGGGACGCGGCUCCCCGUCCAAAAAACUCAACUUUGAUCAAGGUGCUCAACUAUUUCUCAACUCAAAAGCGGACAGCGACGACAAGUAA
This is a messenger RNA of Nerophis lumbriciformis (worm pipefish), 429 nucleotides long. The record is from RefSeq and is a predicted model, not a curated record. NCBI's taxonomy places the organism in Eukaryota, Metazoa, Chordata, Actinopteri, Syngnathiformes, Syngnathidae.